GUAGUUUAUAGCUCAGUUGUCAUUGCGCUCUCGUGUCAUAAAUGAGUCGAUGCAACGUGCCUUUACAUUGUCGUUUACUUUUUAGUCAUUACGGAAAAUCGCGCGACGGUGUUAUUGCUCUCGGAACUUUGAUUAUUGAGUGACGAAAAAAUUUUGAAGCAGUGCUGUUAUUCAUCUCCGACCAGUAGCCGGUGUGUCAUGAAAGUAACGAUCAAAAGCUGGAGAGGUGUCGCCACUUGGCGGUGGGUAGCCAACGACGAUAACUGCGGAAUCUGUCGCAUGCCCUUCGACGCGGCCUGUCCCGACUGCAAAAUACCAGGCGACGACUGUCCACUAGUUUGGGGCCAGUGCUCUCAUUGCUUUCACAUUCACUGUAUCAUGAAGUGGCUGAACUCGCAGCAGACGAGCCUCCUGUGUCCCAUGUGCCGCCAAGAGUGGAAGUUCAAGGAGUAAUUCGACGUUUACCCGUUCGCACUUCCUUGUGUAUACAACAGCAGCAGCGGCAGCAGCAAAAAAAAAAAAAAAAGAAAAGUCGCCGCAUUGCCCCCCCGAGAGAGCCGCGCAGUCUGCUCCGCUACGACUACUUUUACUCGCACAAUUUAUAAAUAGGAAGCAACGGUAAGUGACUUGAAUAAUCGCUCGUUAUAAGGCUAUAUACGAGGAGAAGUGACGAUAAUUUUUCCCGCUGCGUGUUUUUGUCUCGAGCAUCGAGUGACAUUUGUUUCUCUGUUUAUGUCGUUGUUGUACUCUUUGUAUUAUGUAAAAAUAUCCGCGUGAUUCGACGCCGAGGAUCGCUGCGUUGGUAUUUCAAGUAUUGAGGCCAUUUGAUUACGAAAUAUUAUAAUAAAAUUAUCUGAAAAAAUCA
Molecule: messenger RNA, 865 nt
Organism: Trichogramma pretiosum
Lineage: Eukaryota; Metazoa; Arthropoda; Insecta; Hymenoptera; Trichogrammatidae
Gene: lmgA
Product: anaphase-promoting complex subunit 11
Exons: 3
Coding region: 199-453 (84 amino acids)
Biological process (GO): protein ubiquitination; anaphase-promoting complex-dependent catabolic process; positive regulation of mitotic metaphase/anaphase transition
Cellular component (GO): anaphase-promoting complex; nucleus
Molecular function (GO): ubiquitin protein ligase activity; cullin family protein binding; zinc ion binding
Source: RefSeq, a predicted model, not a curated record